This is a messenger RNA of Gigantopelta aegis, 1369 nucleotides long. Its product is annotated as vitelline envelope sperm lysin receptor-like. Lineage: Eukaryota; Metazoa; Mollusca; Gastropoda; Neomphalida; Peltospiridae. The coding region runs from base 10 to 1353 and encodes 447 amino acids. The transcript has 9 exons. The record is from RefSeq and is a predicted model, not a curated record.
UACUUGGUCAUGAACGUGAUUGGUAUUCUUCCAGUGUGUAUCACUUGGAUCUUGGUGAGCGCAGGUGAUCACAUACCAGAAGGACACAACCUUACUGUACACGUGCACUGCGGGAACGAGACGGUGGGUGGUUCUGUUGAAGUGAUUAGCGAUCUGGUCAUCUCUGCCACGGCGACAUGCUCGGCUGAAUACAGGGACACCUUGACGCAGCUGGACAACGCGACACACCCAACACACAUAAUAUCUGUAGUAUACAGCGGGGACAACACCCGUGCGUGUGUGUUUAGCAAAAGAGAAGACGUGUACUCAAUAGAGAUUGUUGUAGAAUGGCGAGAGUACCCCGCAGCUCCCCCCAACAAGGAAAUCUACCACGUCAGGUGCAUCUACAACGGCAGCACCAGCAUCGGUCAAGUGAGCCACCCCGUUCUUAAAAAUGUCAUUUAUCCAAGAGUAAUCGAGGUCUACCAAGGCAAGCUAUCGAAACGAAACUUCUCCCUGUUGCUUGUGGAUGUUCUAAACCAAAACCUGGUAGGGGUCAACAUCAGGACCGGAAAGACGGUCCAACUGAAAGCAUUUGUUGGUCCUGAUACAUCCAUGAUGGAUCAAGGAGCAGGAGCCGGUCCUUUCAACAUACGAUCUGUAGGACGUGACGAAAGAACCAUCUAUCCAGUCUCGUGCGACGCUGUUGGCGCCACCCAUGGCACGAGAUACACCAUUCUCAGAGCAGGGUGUGGUGACGGUAUAGUGUUUCAUCAAGACGCUGGUUUUUCAAUCAAGAGAAACGUAGCCGAGAGUCCUUAUUUUAAAUAUUUUCAUAUCGAUGGAGAUGAUCAGAUGAAAUUUGAGUGCAAUUUUACAGUUUGUGAAAAUUGUGAAAAUGAGAAUUCUUGCUCAAACAAGCCCAAAUCAAGCUUGAACCUGGAUAAACUGUGGAACGAGUUUGUGCAGUGGCUCGCAAAAACAAAAAUCAGCAUACUUGGCAAACGAUCAGUUCCAGAUUUGGAACCAAGCAUUUGUGUCAAAAGUAAUGUUAUAAAAAUAGAGCAAACCAGGUAUUAUUCAGAUAACGGAAGCACGUUUCCGAUAAACGAUGUAGAUAUCCAGCCAUCUUCUCCUGCCCAGAAUCAUCGCCAUGAGAGUGACGUGGACAACACGAAUGGUCAAGUGACAGGCGCCGGACAAGAGACUUCUGGAUUGAAAACGGUCAUCAGUUGGCCCCAGAAGGUCGUUAUCUGUACCAUGGGAAUAAUAAUCGGCGCUGUCAUGUUCGUUAUUGUUAUAUGUGUUUGUCAUGACCAACAUAUGUGUUCAGCGAGAGCUGAAAACGUGAGAAUUACAAAUGGAGCGAUUUAAUAAAUAUUAUCGCAUC